AUGCUGCCAGCAGCUGUGGACGGUGAAUAUCCGCCACCACCAUUAGUUGGUCGACCAUUCGCGCAAACCGCUAUACCGUAUUCAAUUCUUUUCGUGGUGGGAACGUUGGGAAACACUGCAGUACUCGCCUACGUAUUUUUUAUUACAAGAUCCUUAAAGUCGUCCGUGACCGCACUCGGAAACACAUUUGUUUACAUCGUCGCUUUAUGUGCCGUCGAUCUGUUGGUUACUGUAUCGAUUCCAUUUUCAUUAUCGAAUACGAUACUGAACAAUUGGGUGUUCGGUGAAGUGGGAUGCAAAUUGCACUGGGCGGUUGAGCUGUCUAAUAAGAUGUGUUCUACAUUUUUGCUAACAGCGUUAGCAUUCGACCGUUACAUGGCAAUAUGUCAUCCUGAAUACAAAAGGAUUCAUCAAAUGCGGCAAACGAUUUUCAUAACGUCGUUCUUGGCAAUUUUAUCGAUCUGUCUCAUUUUACCGGUUGUAUUCUCAGCUACUGUACGAUCCUUUACCGGUCUAGGACAGUACGUCACACAUAAGAAGGAAACGUACGAUGUCGUCAAGUACAUGUGUGUGGAUGGAAUGCGUCGUGAUGUAAAACUUCUGGUGGUCGCUUUUCUAAUUGUUUUCGCCUUUGUCUUACCGUGCUCACUACUAACAUUCUUCUACACAAAAAUUGUCCUUCGACUACGAAGACAGCAGAGGACUAUGUUGCAGUCACGGAUUCCGAUUCGUCGGAUUACAAUUUAUACGAUGGCCGUAACGUUAUUCUACUUAUCCUGUCAAGUGCCAUUUUGGUUACCGCAAAUUUACGGUAUCGUAUGCAUGGUGUUCGGCUACAAGGUCAACCCAAGCUAUAUUACAUUGACUUACUACUCUCAUCUAUUGCCUUUCGUUUCUGCAUCGUUCAAUUGGAUCUUCUAUGCUCGAUUAAACAGCCAAUUUAAAAAAGGACUCGUGUUGGUCACCGAAAGGCUAAUACGUAAAAGGACCAAGUCACUUCAACUACAAAACGGUCAAAUACGCGACCGAGAACUCGACGAUGUUGCUCUUGAUCUAAUUUCAAAGUCAGACGAUGUUAUGACGAUGUGCCCGAAUUGUGAGGCUCAGCUUACGUUCAAACCAAGCAAUGGUAAACUACUGUCUACUGCUGUGGCGACACCGUGA
Molecule: messenger RNA, 1164 nt
Organism: Necator americanus (New World hookworm)
Lineage: Eukaryota; Metazoa; Nematoda; Chromadorea; Rhabditida; Ancylostomatidae
Exons: 9
Coding region: 1-1164 (387 amino acids)
Biological process (GO): G protein-coupled receptor signaling pathway
Cellular component (GO): neuron projection; plasma membrane
Molecular function (GO): peptide binding; G protein-coupled receptor activity
Source: RefSeq, a predicted model, not a curated record